Molecule: messenger RNA, 16451 nt
Organism: Coregonus sp. 'balchen'
Lineage: Eukaryota; Metazoa; Chordata; Actinopteri; Salmoniformes; Salmonidae
Source: the annotation of a GenBank genome assembly
UGGGUUCUCACGGAAUCCCUUAACACACGUAGUUCGCCAGGUUUUCCCCCAACACCAAUCCACUCUUCCCCUCCUUUUCUCUCGACUCCCGUCUCCAUGGUCCCCACCCCGGAUUCCCGUGAAAUUUUCCCAAUCCAACACUUAAUUGAGCAACUGGGAUUCCUCACGUGCGGGGUUGAUUUUAGUUUGAACACGUGGCUCAUUCAAAAAAGCCGGAAUAUCCUCUUUUUUUCCUUCCCCCUUCUUCAUAUUGGUUUUAUUCAGAGGCGGGCACGAGCCUUAACGUGUAUGAAUUUCUCUGUCUCUUUGCCAAGGGGUUUGGAGGAAGACAAAAAAGUCGCGUCUCCUCCUUUUUCACUCAGUCAGCUAUCGUUUUGGAGAGACGGAAUAAAUAAUUAAGAUUAUAAUUUGUUUUAUGCGCGAUAUAGAAGUGCGAGUAAGCGCAAACGCGACGUGGUUGCCCGUCAAAUAUAUCUGUGGCUUCAACUACUGGGGGAAGCACGCCACCGCCACUCCGUUGUAGUAAGGCGAUUUUGGCGACUCAAAACACUGCACACCCGAGAGAGCAAAUCACGAUUUCCUUCUGCGUAAAGAUUGUCAAUUUCAGCGCAGAACAUGAAUAAGCUGUACAUUGGAAACGUGAGCGAAGAGGCGAGUGCCGAGGACUUGGAAACUAUCUUUGAGCAGUGGAAGAUUCCGCACAGUAGUCCGUUUCUCGUCAAAACUGGUUAUGCGUUUGUGGAUUGCCCCGAUGAAAAGAUUGCAAUGAUGGCCAUCGACAUUCUUUCAGGUGAGACAAUAAAAAAGGCGUUCGAGCGGUGCUUUAAUUGCGGAAAUGGCUACGGUUUUUCUUUAACCUCUUUUAGAUGGAUGCAUACAUCCAAGCUUGUCUCCUUGCCUCUCACUUGGCCCCUGACACCGUAGAAGAAUCGUCCAUGCCUUUGAUAAAUUCAAAGUGUGAACACGAAUUUAAUCUAGUACAAAAACGUUUGAAGAAACUUGUUACAGAGUGGAUGAAGGAAAAUAACGCCUAUCCAUUGUAGCGUCGUUCAGAGCAAUGGGGCGCACAGGCAGUGGCCGCUCAUUGUAGGCUUGUGUGUGUGUAACAUGGAUCACUUCGAUUAAAUGAACUAAAUGUAACUCUGUUGUAUUGUUACUUUUGUUGCGGCGGUUGAGCUUGCACGCUCUUCGGGGAGUAACAAAGUCGCAAUGGAAGUAUGGCCUAACUUGUUAAAUUAUAGCACACAGUGCAUGUGCCUUAUGCUGACACACCAGGUGGCUUAAUUGUGUAUUGGUUAAAUGUAGGCCAACGAAAUGAAAGACUAAUGCCAAACUACUUUUUCUUUAUAAUUUAGAAACGACAACAAAUGUACGAAAUGCGGGAGAAAAAUUGGCGUUAAGCAGGCGACAGUUGAAAUAAAAAUUACAAUAUUACUAAAUAUCCUCGUAUUGAGCUCAUGUGUCGUAUACUUGUCACGUAUACCAUAUUUAACCUUUUAGAAUAGACAUUCACGUUGGCUGAAACUUAGUGAAAAUAAAGUAAUUUGAAUGGUCAUACAAUUGUGCCACCGAUUGAAAUGAAAGUAAUUUCGUGCAAGGCCUUUUUGGUCAUAAACUAUAGUUGAGGCCUACUUUUGGCUGCCUGGGAGAACAGUUGAAGAGUACUAAACUAAUUGUUUACUAAAAUUGCAUUUAUUCUCCUCACUAUAGGUAAAGUUGAACUACAUGGAAAACUCCUAGAAGUGGAGCACUCGGUCCCUAAACGUCAAAGGUAAAGUCUGAUUAUAAACUCCUGUAUUGUCCAACUGGUCCAUUUACGCUAUAAGGGGCUGCUGCGGUCCUCUGCCAAAUUGUACAUAUCUCCAUGACCCUUUUCUGGAAACAUGUUAUUUUUGUACCGUUAUUUGAUUGAAGUCGUCUGUGUCUUGGAAUCAGUGGGUUUGGGGCGUCAGCAGGAAGUGAAGGGACAGAAUGUCUGUUCAUUUGGGGAAAGCAGAAAUGCAUAGGCUGUAUGGGUGUAGAGGUCGAAUUAUAAGGGCAUGAGGGAUCUCAUACCGUCACGCCUGUGGCGACCUAAAAUAUGCCUUUUAAUUUUUUUCAAUAAUAAUGUACCUUAUUUUAGACACGAUACCUAUCUGUGGAAGUUGUUAGCCUGUAUAGUGCAAAUCUCCAAGUGUUUUACACUAUUCUAUGCAGCAAUAGCAUACUGGGCCUGCUUAAGUGUGUGUACAUAUAUGCGUGUGUGUAAAGGCUUGUGGUGGGGCGUAGGCCCCUCUGAAGUCGUCCAAUUGAGAAGGAUCUGCCCGUGAUUCUCCCUGGCUGCCCCACGCUUCUGUUCGAAUCUACUCGCUCAUUGUGGUGGUGCACGAGAUGGACUCCCAAACGCGAUUGGAAUGGGCGGUUUAGGGCCUAGUCACGGAAAAACCCCGGUCUGCGAAAGACCAUGUAGCUCCGUGUAGGCUACAGUCAACAUGAUUAAACUAUGCUGAGUUAUAGCAUUUAGUCUGAGGCGAUAUUGAUCCUCAUUUACGUGGAAGAGGGACAAAAAAAUGCAACAAUUUGGCGUGGUGUGUAGGAUUUUCCGCCACAUGGAACAAUUUGUUCAUUAAUAAACAUUUCUUGGAUUUUAAUUGCUAUCAUUGAAAUUAGUACUUAUUGUGAGGAUUUGGAGGAAGAGGAUUUAGAGCCAAAAUGCACUUUAAUGUGUUAGAAAUAAAUAGGCAUUUUAAUUAUUUAAAUAAUUUGGGCUAAAAGCAGUGCAUAAAGGUAGGCUACUGCUAUGUUUGUAAGGAAUUAGAAUCAAGCAUGUGAUCACCACGUUUAAAAAUGUAUAUUGAAGUGAAGUUUAACAGAAUUAUGAUUUGUAUAAUUGCCGAUAACACCAUUUAGGCCUACUAAAUCGAAUAAUCGGUUUUAUUGACGUUCUGCACAAAAUGGCGUGAACAUAUUUAAAAUAUAAAAUUAUUAUAGUGGACAUUUAUUUGCAUGCAUUGAAUUGUCGAAGUUAGGGCCUAAAUGAAUUUACGCCAGGGCUUCCCCUGAAUGCAUUUACUGUUUUUAGCUCGCUCAUUAUUGGGAUGGAAUCAUGAACCUAUAAAAAAAAAAAAAGACUAAUCACUGCUUAUUUUGCUGACCUUUCCCCUCCAAAAGUGAUGCUAGUUAUUUUUGGCUAAAUGAUUAGUCUUUGACAUCAGUAGGUUUACAUACACUGGCGAUUGUAGUGGUAGGCCUUUAUAGUGACGUGUAAGCCUGGCGCUUGUUGGCCUCCACCUAUGAAAAAAGAUUAAGUCCCCCUUUUGCCACAGGAAAGGUUAUAGGAGCGACUGGGAACAGUAUCCUGCCCAUUACACACACACACACACACACACACACACACACACACACUGGGGCCCCUCUGCAUUCCAGCCCGCUGAGUGUCAGCUGGAGGCUCGGCCAAUCACCACGACUUAACCUUUGAACUGGUGGGGAGGGGGAAGUGCGCGCAAGGAGGCCGAGGCUCCCAGAGUCCUCCACAGGGUUCUAGGGUGGGACCAUAGACAUUAAAACCAGUAGAUAGUGAUAGCUCUGACGUCAUCCACUUAUUCCUAUGGAGAACUCCCAAUGGCUCAUGAAGCCGGAAGUAUUUGAAUUUGAAGCGCGCCAUAUUGCUGAAUGGCACCCAAAAAUCUUUACGGAUCAUGGUGAAAGUGGCCGUAACUGGCAAAGGAUCAUGGUCAAUGUAGUCAUUUUCAUCCUGCCUGAGAAAGUCAACCUUAAUGUCUAAGGCAGGGGUAUUCAAGUCUUGCCCUACAAGUUCCAGAGCCUGAUGGUUUUCUGUUCUACCUGAUAAUUAAUUGCACCCACCUGGUGUCCCAGGUCUAAAUCAGUCCCUGAUUAGAGCGGAACAAUGGGGGAGAGAGCAGUGGAACUGGCUUCGAGGUCCAGAGUUGAGUUUGAGGGGUCUAUGGCAUGAGAGCACGAGCCUCAUCGUAGCCUGCCGGCCCGUGAUUGUUCUGUCAGCACUUGGGAUGUUUCCCAUUUAUAAAUCAGACCCGUCCUGAAAUUCUGCGCACGAACAAGUAUUAAAACUCCACCUGAAAAACAUCCGUCAUUCACCUUUUAUGGUGACAACGCCCUAAUUUCUGUAUACUUUGGAAGUAUUGGAAUUAGGCAAAGGCAGUUUUCUAAAGAAAAUGGCAAUGGCGAACUUGAUCAAAUGUCUUUGGUGGUUUGAUGGCAGAAUGUUACACUUUUGCAGUGACAUUUGCUGUAGGCCUAGGCUACCUGACAGACGACAAGUUUCUGAAAGACACACACCAUUGCAAAUUGCUGUGGACCUGUAAACGGAUUGUUUGUUAAUGUUUUGUAUUUCCUUUUAUUUAACCUAUAUGCUUCUCUGCCCGCGACUUCUGAAACAAUGUCUACUUAGUGGUAGCCAUACGCUACCAAUGGCACAUGAAGCCGGAAGUAUUUGAAUUUGAAGCGCGCUAUAUUGCUGAAUGCACCAAAAGAUGAACUGUCUGUUCACCUGUUAAAUUCUACUGUUUGUAGUAAACCACGCUCCCUAUCUUAUUCAUAGCGCAAAAUGCUUGAAAAAGUACUUGAAAUAAUAGACUGUCAAAUGGGCCCAAUUAAUUUGUUGUAGGAUACUUUGGGAAUAUGAACCCAUCAAGGCCAGAAAAGGUGAGGAAUUUAUUCUGCAAAGGUUAUGAAAAUAUAUAUUAUGUUUACAAAGAAAAUAUUGCCUACGCAAGAAAUUUAAAAUUACAGUAUUGAGAUGUACAGAAGCAGCCUAUAAUCGUCUGUUCUUCCGUUAAACUGCGCUCCGGACGGACGGCAUAAAGCAAAUGACUUCAAAUAGUUUACUUAUUUACUACUGUGAAGGGUGUCCUAUUAAACGAGAGAUGGGAAGAAUGGUAUUCUAACUUGUAGGCCUGUAGGGUACCUCGUGAGUAUGAAACAUCACAGAAAAGGUGAGGAAUUUAUUCUGCAAUAAUCAUAGAAAUUAUAUAAUUAAUAUAGCCUAGGAAAAUAGAUGCAUAUUUCUAAUUAUUUUAGAUUGCAAAUAUAAAUGAAAUUGAUGUUCUCUCUUCUCACUAACGGCAAACGAUUGCAUCUUGUUAUUAACCUGUUAUUUGUUAUGAACAAACGUGUCCAUCUUAUCCCCCAUUUUAACCAAAUACUAGGCUACUUGCCUGCUUGCAAUGCAAUAGUUCCACCACUAGAAGCUGUGCUUACGCAUGGUCUAAAGUUUGCGGGAAGGUAAAUGCCAACUUUUGCGUGUGAACUAGCGCACGCAUGUUUUGGGUCAUAUUUUGUACGUACACACGGUUUAUAAAUGAGGUCCCAGGGCUUUUGGCACUGCUAUGACCAGCAGAAAUUGUGACUUCACGCUCCAGACCAGACACUGGGGGGUCCUGGUUGGGAUGGGCACAUCGAGGUGUGCAUGUGGCGAGAGGGGUGCAGAUUGUUGGGGACGGGUGGGGGCUUUGUAUUGGUGCAAGUGUGCCAUUUGCCUUAGUCCUACUCAAACGACAUUUUCCAUAUUCAUUGGUUAAUCUUUGGCCUAUGUACUGUAAUCACUGUAGCUUGAUCAUGUGGGGUUACAAGAGUUGAAAAUGUAAUAAUGCAAGAAGUUAAGGUUAUUCUUGGGCCAGCGGCCUGCCAGAGAACUACUUAUAGUUCGCUCACUAAUUACUUUUAUUUCAUAUUGAUGUUUAACUCUCAUGCCUUAUUAUCUGCACUAGUGAGUGGUUGUAGGACACACAUAGACCCCUAUAACAUUUUACACUGUGACCUGAUUUUAAAGCUAUAUUCAUUAGUUUAUGAGUAAAAAAAAGUAUUCCCAUCCCCAUCUGUUUAUAAAAUGAAAAUGGCAUGAUUUGAGAGGUGGCCCGUGUGUGUCGGGUCGAUCAGGCAGGUCGAGGGGCGAGUAGGAAGCUGCUGUGUAAGUGUUCACUUGAUGAAUCAGUGUUACUGAAUGUCAGUAAUGAUCCACCAAAAUUCCACAACUCGUAGCAGUCUGACUUGUGAAGAUGGUACAACUUGAAUCUAGUUUAGUAUUAGUCUUGGACCAUUUUUAUAUAUUUUUUUUAUACCAGAACAAAUCUGAAGUUGUAUUGACACAGUAACUUUCUCACACGUUCUAAAACCGCAGAUGUAGAUAAAAUAUUACCAAUAUUCUCAUCAAAUGGCGAGGGGGUAGGUCAUGAAAUCCUAACCAUCGUCAUUUAAACAAAAAAUACACCCAUUGCUCUAUUCCUUUAAUUAACAGACAAAAAAAAUCCCAAGUCAUAAAAGCAAAGCCCACUUCCAUGGCCAUUCUAACCCAGUAACUGUGGCUUUGUGAGGAGUAGUAGUUCCCAGCUCUUAUUAAAUAAUUUGGGGUCAGGGGGUCACUGUGGGGCCCAUCCUGCAAAGAAGGGAUUUUGGACGGAAGCUCGGGGGUGCCCGAAAUUCUCUAUGUCCCCUUGUCCCAUCUAGCUAGCGGGACUAGAGGUCCCUAAACUCGCUCAUGCUUAUCAUGGAGCGAGAGACACUGAUCGUGUGGACUUUCAUGCUAGAGAACCAUUGCAUACCAUGCUGCAGGGAAAGUAACGUUUUUAGCUAUUUACGUAAAUCAUCAACAGAUGUCAUUUUAAAAUGUUCAAAUUCUUGCUCAAACCAAUUUAGCAAAUUUUUUGCUAUCAACUUUUGCAUUUUUUUGCUGUAGAAUGGACACUUUUGUGUAAAGUGGAAGGGCCUAUAUAAGAGUGCAGCGGAAAGUGAGCAGUUUUGAGUUCAGUCAUUCAGAACGCCUGUAUACUGAAUAGUCAAUGAGUGUGGAUGGAUGGGCGUUGAGCAUGGUAUUGGAUGGAUGGAUGGGGGGGGGGUGUAGUUACAUGGAUGAGCAUGGUAGUGAGAAACUGGGAUGGAUGUGGUGCAGUCAUGUUGCUCGACAUGGGAUUUCUCCUAUGGGCUAUACACACACUACGGCGACACAGGCCCUAGGUCUCAGCUGGGCCAUGGUCUGUCGGAGGGAGGCGGGGCUCUUGAAUGUGUAGAAUGUUGAGUUUAAAAGUAAAUAAGGUUUCAUCACAUGACAACUCGGCCCUCACGGUCCCCCCACCCCUCCAUGUUUCUGUCAGUGGACUUUGUGUCCAUGGCAACGGGAGCCCCUCCCCCACAGGGCAGAGAGGGCCCUUGUUACCCCCCUUUUCCAAAAUCAAAGGCUGGGACUGGGGAAUGCACGUCCCCAUACGCCGGCUGGCUCCGUCUGUGUGUGGAGCUAUAGGUUAAUCUGGCUGGAAGUGCUUGGCGCAUUUGUACAUUUUGCACAGUUCCCACUGCAAUGCAGAGCAACGCACACACGGAAAAAGGGGGCCGGAUCAGCCAGGAAAGGCACAGUAGACCGGAAAGGGCCAGAAUUUCUCUCGGAAGCUUGUUGGGAUUAUUAUUAUUUUAUUUUUUUCCAAUUCGCCAUUUAGAAUGUAUUAUCUUUAUGGUCCAAAUAAAUGAAUAUAAUUCAUUUGAGGCCCUGUUGGCGUGACCAUGCUGAAAGGUCCUCCAGAUUGAGUGUGUGUGUUAAAGAAUAUGUAAAUGUUUUUGUUGUAUGGUAUGUAGGGGGUGGAAAUAAAUACAUUAAUAAUAACGGUAAAUGGCAUUGAACUUUCCCCUACUAGGUUUUCACUGUGGCCUAGUCCUGCAUGUACAGUUGAAGUCGGAAGUGUACAUGCACCUUAGCCAAAUACAUUUAAACUCAGUUUUUCACAAUUCCUGACAUUUAAUCCUAGUAAAAAUUCCCUGUCUUAGGUCAGUUAGGAUCACCACUUUAUUUUAAGAAUGUGAAAUGUCAGAAUAAUAGUAGAGAAUGAUUUAUUUCAGCUUUUAUUUCUUUCAUCACAUUCCCAGUGGGUCAGAAGUUUACAUACACUCAAUUAGUAUUUGGUAGGAUUGCCUUUAAAUUGUUUAACUUGGGUCAAACGUUUCGGGUAGCCUUCCACAAGCUUCCCACAAUAAGUUGGGUGAAUGUUGGCCCAUUCCUCCUGACAGAGCUGGUGUAACUGAGUCAGGUUUGUAGGCCUCCUUGCUCGCACACGCUUUUUUAGUUCUGCCCACACAUUUUCUAUAGGAUUGAGGACAGGGCUUUGUGAUGGCCACUCGAAUACCUUGACUUUGUUGUUCUUAAGCCAUUUUGCCACAACUUUGGAAGUAUGCUUGGGGUCAUUAUCCAUUUGGAAGACCCAUUUGCGACCAAGCUUUAACUUCCUGACUGAUGUCUUGAGAUGUUGCUUCAAUAUAUCCACAUAAUUGUCCUUCCUCAUGAUGCCAUCUAUUUUCUGAAGUGCACCAGUCCCUCCUGCAGCAAAGCACCCCCACAGCAUGAUGCUGCCACCCCCGUGCUUCACGGUUGGGAUGGUGUUCUUCGGCUUGCAAGCAUCCCCCUUUCUCCUCCAAACAUAACGAUGGUCAUUAAGGCCAAACAGUUCUAUUUUUGUUUCAUCAGACCAGAGGACAUUUCUCAAAAAAGAACGAUCUUUGUCCCCAUGUGCAGUUGCAAACCGUAGUCUGGCUUUUUUAUGGCGGUUUUGGAGCAGUGGCUUCUUCCUUGCUGAGCGGCCUUUCAGGUUAUGUCGAUAUAGGACUUGUUUUACUGUGGAUAUAGAUACUUUUGUACCUGUUUCCUCCAGCAUCUUCACAAGGUCCUUUUGCUGCUGUUCUGGGAUUGAUUUGCACUUUUCGCACCAAAGUAUGUUCAUCUCUAGGAGACGGAACGCGUCUCCUUCCUGAGCGGUAUGACGGCUGCAUGGUCCCAUGGUGUUUAUACUUGCAUAUUAUUGUUUGUACAGAUGAACAUGGUACCUUCAGGCAUUUGGAAAUUGCUCCCAAGGAUGAACCAGACUUGUGGAGGUCUAUUUGGCUUUUCUUUUGAUUUUCCCAUGAUGUCAAGCAAAGAGGCACUGUGUUUGAAGGUAGGCUUUGAAAUACAUCCACAGGGACACCUCCAAUUGACUCAAAUGAUGUCAAUUAGCCUAUCAGAAGCUUCUAAAGCCAUGACAUCAUUUUCUGGAAUUUUCCAAGCUGUUUAAAGGCACAGUCAACUUAGUGUAUGUAAACUUCUGACCCACUGGAAUUGUGAUACAGUGAAUUAUAAGUAAACAAUUGUUGGAAAAAUUACUUGUCAUGCACAAAGAUGUCCUAACCGACUUGCCAAAAGUAUAGUUUGUUAACAAGACAUUUGUGUAGUGGUUGAAAAACAGGUUUUAAUGACUCCAACCUAAGUGUAUGUAAACUUCCGACUUCAACUGUAUGUAAGCCCACAAACCUUCUAGCCUGCAGAUGUGGAUUUCUGUGUAUCACAUUUUUAAGUAUGCUCCAAUGUAAAACGUGUUUACUCUGGGUCAUGUGUACAUAAUGAACAGUGUGAGCUGGGCCCGUGUGGGUGGUGGGCUGAGAAACAUAUUUAAGGCUACCAACCAGCCUUUUCAUAAAAACGAACACUUGACUAAUUCGUUGACUUGCAUAGUUUAAAAUGGUUGAGUAGGAAAGCAUGUUUUCAAUUUGAACACAAUCGUAUUUCGAUUGUAUAGUCUAUUGGACUUCUCUACUCUUAAACUUUAAGUCAGUGAAGAACAGGAGGGUGAUAUGCACACCCUGAACUUGAGAAAUAAAUAAUGCUAAUGAAGAAUUGAGAGGCACACGGAAUAUUACUGCUCCACAAAGCUUUAGUCCUGACCCACAAAAUACAAUGUUAACAAUGUCAUUUUUGUCAGGUGUCAAAGGGUCUUUUGACAUUUCAUGUUAACAACGCUGAAGUCUUAAUUACCAGGUCAAACCUGUGCUUUUAGCCAAUUAUAUGGAUUUUUUUUUUCUGGUCCUAGUGGAAGGAGUUCGUUGUGUUUUGUGGUGUAGCUUAUGUCUUGUCAAGAUGUCUGUGGGAGAAGUUUCCAGUAAGAUUGUAGCGGUUAGGAGUGUUUUGUGGGUGUGGAACUGAGUAGGGGUCACAGUUUGCGCUGGAACUCCCAGCUGCAUGUACACAGUGUUCCUUUAGUGCGUGUGAGAACAGGUGUUGGACUUUAGAACAGCCUGGACACUUUUCCCACGUUUAUAUUAUCUCCCUGGUCUAAACUAUCACUUUUUUUAUUAAACAUGUCACAAUUACAAUUUACAUUGUACAUUUUAGUCAUUUAGCAGACACUUAUCCAGAGCGACUUACAGUAGUGAGUGCAUACUUUUUUCCAAUACUGAUUCCCCGUGGGAAUCGAACCCACAACCCUGGCGUUGCAUGCGCCAUGCUCUACCAACUGAGCCACACGGGACCCGUCUGGAAGUGUGUAUAUCCACAACUCCAACCAAGCAUCUUUAUGACCUCUAAAGUAUUUGGGUCCUUGGUGUUAACAAUGUUUUCAUUGUGGAACCAAAAGUUUGAAAAACAGGGCAUUCUGAAUACUGAACCAGAGUUGUACAGUAAUUUGUAGGAUAGUCUGUUCUGCACUGCUGUGCUCCUGUUGACUGCGAUGUGAGCGCUCCUUCCGUUCUGAAUCCCCGUCUGUUCUCUCUGCUCUGACACAGCUAGUGGAGGUUCCCUCUUUCCUGGGCUUGGCAUCCCUCCCUUUUCUGCGCUCCUUCCCUCCCUCUCCUCCUCUACGCUCUCCUCUGUCUUCUUCCUUUCUGUCCGUCCUUCUCCCAUCCACCUUUCUCUCUCCUUUCUGCUCCAUGCCAUUCCUCCCCUCCUUUGUCUCUUCCUUUUUCCUUCACCCUCUCCUCUCCCUACCUCUCAUUGCCAUGCACUCCUCUCUCCCUACCUCUCCUUGCCAUGCACUCCUCUCUCCCUCUCCUCUCUCCCUCUCCUCUCCCUACCUCUCCUUGCCAUGCACUCCUCUCUCCCUCUCCCUCUCCUCUCCUUGCCAUGCACUCCUCUCUCCCUCUCCUCUCCUUGCCAUGCACUCCUCUCUCCCUCUCCUCUCCUUGACAUGCACUCCUCUCUCCCUCUCCUUGACAUGCACUCCUCUCUCCCUCUCCUUGCCAUGCACUCCUCUCUCCCUCUCCUCUCCUUGCCAUGAACUCCUCUCUCCCUCUCCUUGCCAUGCACUCCUCUCUCCCUCUCCUCUCCUUGCCAUGCACUCCUCUCUCCCUCUCCUCUCCUUGCCAUGCACUCCUCUCUCCCUCUCCUCUCCUUGCCAUGCACUCCUCUCUCCCUCUCCUCUCCUUGCCAUGCACUCCUCUCUCCCUCCCGAUGCUUCUCAUUAUCAGCUGGUUUGAACAGUUUCUCCACACGGUCAAGCUACCAGACCAACAAUGCAACAGCCUCUCACCUUCCUCCUCUCCCAUCCAUUCAUCCCUCCUCCGGUGCAGACCCGCUGGGCUUGGGAGUGGUAUUAAAACAUUAGUCAUGUCCACAGCUUGUGCACCUCUCCUCUCUUAGAGCACAGAAUGAUUUGAAGGAGGCACCUACUAGCUUGCUGGUGUUUUUAAUUUUGUAUUUAAAAAAAAAAAGGGUCAAUUUGUCCUUUAGCCCAACCAACCCCUGACGCUGACUGACUCUCCCCUCUCUACCCCUCUCUUUCCUGUAGGAGCUGUAAGCUGCAGAUCAGGAACAUCCCGCCUCAUCUGCAGUGGGAGGUAAGUGUUAAUUGGUAAAGCUUUGGAUCUAUCGAUCGAUACUGGGUCCUUUUCAAUGGGAACAAACAUUUAAAAAAUGCUUUGAAACAGGAAGUGAAAGUAAGCCUUUUUAUUGGGUGUAAAGGAGUCCACUGAAGAAGUUCGUUGCCAUCUUUGCGUCCUGUUUUGGAUCCACUCAUUAGUUCUUUAGAACAGAGGCUGAUAUUCCAGGUCGCCAUUUUCUUCUGGCUGUCUCGUUAUGGUACUUUUACAGUUAGGCUUGCGCCUCAAAUGGCACCCUAUUUUUAUAGUGCACUACUUUUAACCAGGGCCCAUAGGGUGCCAUUUGGUACUUAGUUUACCUUUUUUGUAGUACAGGUAGUAAUUUAGCAGUGGAUUUUGUCGUACUAUUUUGGCCAGAACUCGAUAAGGAGGUAAGUGAGUACUAGCAUAAAGCAAGCAUAGGACAGUCUUUUUAAAGCUAUUGUUGGUGGUUUUAUUAUUUUAUUUAACUAGGCAAACAUUAUUGGGCACAGAAUGGUAAUGGCAGUAUCAGAAUAAAGGUGAUGAGCAUAUUUCAAAUGUGCCUACAUUAACUCAUCUGUUUCAUUGCUGCAGACUUGUUGGUAGUCGUGCUCAUGCCGUGUGUGUAAUCAAUGGAACUGUGAUAAUCGGUGUAACGCCAGAGGAUUGCCUUUUAGGCGAGUGACCUAGUGAACUACAGGUGUACAAUAAGGUGUAUUGUGCAACAUGAGUGUGACACACAAAUGGUGUGUGUGCGUGCCCCCGGCCUGAGAGAGAUCACACACCUCGCUCAUGCAGACAUGGUCACAUCUCUUGUUAUUUCUACACACCAUCUACUCCCAUUCAUUCUCAAUGUAUCAAUUGGAUAUUGACCUGCAGUAGUGCCUUCAGAAAUUGGAUUUAUAGUAGCUGUGAAUUGUCCAGUUUGCCUGGUGAGAAGCAGACGCAUUCUUAGUAGGCUUGGGAGAUAAACCGUAUACCAGGGUAUUUCGAAAUACAGAUGGUAUAAUUUUCCCCGUAGCAGGGGUGCGUGCUAUGCAUUAGGUUUGCUAACUUGCUAGCUAAGUGCCUAGAUGUCAAGAUCAAGCUUCUUGGUUACAGCAGAGACAUUCAAUCCCCUCCUGUAUCAAGAUCCUUGGUGUCUAAAUUGUUUUGUGCGUCAAAAACAGUGUACCAAAAACAUUUUUUGGUUUAAAAAAUUUUUAUAGCGCCCCUUGUGUGCACUUCUGGUAAUACAGUAUACCCCAGUAUGGUACGAACAGUAUGACAAUCUGGAUAACGCCCAACCCUAAAGCUUCGUGAGUCAUCGCCGGUAUUGCCACAGGUUGCUCAUUUAGUUCCACUUGUCUGUAAAAAAUGUUAUCAUUGAUCCUUUCUGCUCGCAAUCUAAAUAAGAGAAUGGAGUGGGUCUGUAUCACAGGAAACCUCUAUAAUAAAUAAUAUAAUAUGCCAUUUAGCAGACGCUUUUAUCCAAAGCGACUUAGUCAUGCGUGCAUACAUUUUUUAGUUUUUGUGUAUGGGUGGUCCCGGGGAUCGAACCCACUACCUUGGCGUUACAAGCGCCGUGCUCUACCAGCUGAGCUACAGAGGACUACUUUAGCAAAGGGCUGUUUCAUGUCUCAUUUUGACCAAAUAGAAUACAGUUAACGGACAACGUUUUCUCUUCCAUUCUAAACUCGUAGUGCAUAGGCCAAAGUAUGACUGAUUCGAGUUUCUCCACCUUUGACCAAACUGUUCUAAAUGGACACAAAGCAUUUUACACUGGUGGUCUUGUGCUGUGUAAAUGGGUGGUAGCAUAUAGCAUUUUGACCAGGGUUUGAAUGGGGGAGGGAGGGGGCACUGAACACAGAAGUCUUUGACGUAAAGGAGACCUUGUAUCUUAUCAGGGAGAUAACAUGGUGCCUCAGCACACAGCCAUGCAGGCAGAGAGCUGGCUUGUUCGCUAGGCUAACUCGCAGUGGGUGAGUGGGCCUGCUCUAUGUUGCCUCCAUGUGCUAUGGACAGACACUCACAGAAUGUGUAGCAUUACUCCUGUCCCACCCCUCCCCCAACCCAACCACCGCUUCCUGCAGGAAUGCACUCCACCCUUUCCUGAAUGGCCUGGAUUCUCAUUGGCUGAGCCCUGGAGACGGGCAGACGUGGCAGCCAGUGAACAUGGAGCUGCUCCUCGCCACAAGGAAUGUCUGAUCAGUGCUGGGAACAGCCAAUGGGAGGGCUUUGAGAUGGUUCAGGGGCGGGAGGGAAGGGGAUUGGUGGGUUGGGAGAAAGAGGGCUGGGAGGGAAGCUGAUUGGUCAGAAAUGGGGGUUGAGUGCUCGUGGGUGUGGCUUUCAGUAAGCCUGGGCAUGUUUGUAGGUCCUCUGCCUGUAGGUUGCGUUUGGACUCCUGUCCCUCGCUCUCUCUCCCACCUUCUCACCCCCCCCCCCCCCCCCCCCCCCCCCCCCCCGACUCUUUCUCUAAGGAGUGAAUAAAGAUCAGUUCAGCUUGAUAAUGUGGGAAAAUUAAAUUUAAUGAACACAAUUUUGAAAGAUCUCUCUCCUGUUCAACAAUGUAAUUGAAUGGUGUGAUUCACCAGUAGGAAGACCUUACGUAUCACGCGUCUCAGGAGGAGUGCUGAUCUAAGAUCAUGUCCCCUCUGUCCAUGUCAUCACAUUCAUUCUGAUCUAAAAGGCAGAUUUUUAUUUUGUUUGUCAUUUAGCUGGCGCUCUUAUCCAGAGCGACUUACAUGAGCAAUUAGGGUUAAGUGCCUUGCUCAAGGGCACAUCGACAGAUUUUUCACCUAGUUGGCUCGGGGAUUAGAACCAGCGACCUUUCGGUUACUGGCACAACGCUCUUAACCAUUAAGCUACCUGCCGCCCUGCUAGAAAUUAUCCUAGAUCAGCACUUCUACUCCGAGAUGCUUGAUACAUACAGCCUGGUUGAUGGGUGGUAUUGAAGGGCCAGUUAGUUGGGUCACAGGGCUGAUUACAACUUAGGGUAUAUCACAAAUCUAGCUAGAUGUACUCAGGCUUAUCUGAAAUGAGCUAGCUUCAGUUAGCUUCACAUUCCAGCUCAGGCUUCAUCAAUGUUACGAAGGUAGAUAUUGAUCGCGCACCCGCCGCUUACUGGAGCCUGCUCGAGCCGGGCUUGCAACUGCGCGUUAAUGUUGCACAUGGCUAGUCAAACGCUGAACUCUUCAUUGAGAAUAUGUUGAAACAUCAAUCCAUGGGCGUGUCAGUGCCAUGUCUUCAACUCACAGCUCAAACACUUCAUUCAGGAUAACUGGAGUUUAACCCUGAGUUGGCCUGCCACGGAGCAGGUUAGUUCUGGAGGAUUCGUUGCCAUAGAAAUUUACCUGGCUAAAAGGUGAGCCACUUUGAUGGUACCGGUUAUCCUGAGUUGAACUCGGUUACCUCACUAAUUCCACAAACCAGAUUCGUAGUAUAGGGCUCUGGCGUAAUCCACAUACUGAUGAAUAUGUUAACUUUAAGUGGCUUAACUGUAAAUUCUUCUUAUUGUGAUGGGCCCAUGGGCUUGUCAUUGGGAUGUGGCCAUGGUGUGUUAGGGUGAAGUUGCCCAUAGACUCUUCGGUCAGUUUUGCAUUUCACCUCACUAAUAGUUAAGGUUAGGAUUGGGGGGAGGAUAAUCUGUUCCUGAUCACCUGCAGGGUGUUGACAAACGUUGGCGAUUCAACAUGUAUAAUCUUACAGAAUUGAACUGAAAUUGCUCUGCUGUUUCCUGUUUGACACUGAAAUAUACGGCCCUGUGAUAGACUAGCGUCUUGUCCAGGGUCCUGUCCUGUCUACUGGGACAUCAAGCUGCCUCAUGCUACAGAAACAGGAGAUGGACACCUGUCCUAUGGGCUGUUCUGGCUCGGACAAGGCUUACUUUUUAUUUUAUUUAUUUAUUUCACCUUUAUUUAACCAGGUAAGCCAGUUGAGAACAAGUUCUAAUUUACAACUGCGACCUGGCCAAGAUAAAGCAAAGCAGUGCGAUUUUAAAAACAACAAACACAGUUACAUAUGGAAUGAACAAAACAUACAGUCAAUAACAUAAUAGAAAAUCUAUAUACAGUAUGUGCAAAUAUAGUAAGUUAUGGAGGUAAAGCAAUAAAUAGGCCAUAGUGCAAAAUAAUUACAAUUUAGUAUUAACACUGGAGUGAUAGAUGUGCAGAAGAUGAUAUGCAAAUAGUGAUACUGGGGUGCAAAAUAAAUAAUGUAAAUAACAAUAUGGGGAUGAGGUAGUUGGGUGGGCUAAUUACAGAUGGGCUGUGUACAGGUGCAGUGAUCAGUAAGCUGCUCUGACAACUGAUGCUUAAAGAUAGUGAGGGAGAUAAGUGUCUCCAGCUUCAGAGAUUCUUGCAGUUCGUUCCAGUCAUUUGCAGCAGAGAACUAGAAGGAAUGGCGGCCAAAGGAGGUGUUGGCUUUUACUUACUGAACUGUACUCACAAGCCAGUUUGGGUCUCCAUGAUAGUGAGACACCAAUAUCUUUUUCACACUAACUCCUCUGGUCUGGUUCUAAUCACACACUCUCCCCUGUGGUUCUGACUCAGGUUCUGGAUGGCAUGUUGGCCCAGUAUGGCACAGUGGAGAACUGCGAGCAAGGUACGCGUGCACAUACAGGUGUAUAUACAUACACACACUCCUUAGCAUUUGUUUCUUCUGUAUCUGCUGUUUCUAGUAGGUAUUUGUUCAAGUCUGUGACUGUUCAGUUGAAGUGCAUGUUGAGUGUAUAAACUUGUAUUGCCCUAUGUGCGUUUGUGGGUGUUAAGUCUAUGCUCUUGCUCUCAUGCGCUCGCUCGCGCUCUCUCUCUCUCUUCACAGUAAAUACAGACACAGACACCGCAGUGGUCAACGUCCGAUACGGUGCCAAGGACCAGGCCAGACAGUAA